Gossypium raimondii (Peruvian cotton) is the source of this 13607-nucleotide messenger RNA. RefSeq lists its product as uncharacterized. Gene Ontology annotation, cellular component: membrane. The coding region runs from base 359 to 13099 and encodes 4246 amino acids. The transcript has 62 exons. Lineage: Eukaryota; Viridiplantae; Streptophyta; Magnoliopsida; Malvales; Malvaceae. The record is from RefSeq and is a predicted model, not a curated record.
AUACAAUUUAAAGCAGGCCAUUUAAUUUGCAAAAGACCGGGACAUGUAAUGUAAUGUUAAUGGCGGCAGAACAGAGCAGUUAUAUUUUACGCUCCUAGUUUUAUUCUCAAUUUUUUUCCCGUUUAUUUUCCCUUCCUUCCUUACAACAAACCGUCCGCUUCUCUUGGUGUAUAGUGUAAUCGAUCAACCAAUGGUUUCGCCUCUUAACGAAAACCCUGAUUACAUCCGAUUUCAAAAUCAAUUGUCUGAGAUGCCUCUCAUUGGACAUCGAUCACUCUCAAUUUGCACAGCUCUAACACCAUAAUCAGGUUCGCUUCCUGUUUUGAGCUGGAGACGAACCGCAUUGAGAUUCAUCGUCAUGUUUGAAGCUCAGGUUCUGCAUUUGCUUCGAAGAUACUUGGGAGAGUAUGUUAAUGAUCUCUCAUCAGAGACAUUAAGGAUCAGUGUUUGGCAAGGUGACGUUGUCCUCAAAGAUUUAAAAUUGAAGGCAGAGGCCCUGAACUCUUUAAAUCUUCCUGUUGCUGUCAAAGCUGGUUUUGUGGGCACUAUAACUCUGAAGGUUCCAUGGAAAAGCUUGGGUAAUGAACCUGUAAUUGUUCUCAUUGAUCGUGUAUUUGUUCUUGCUCACCCAACUCCUGAUGGCCGGAAUCUUAAAGAGGAGGACAGGGAAAAACUUUUUGUAGCUAAAAUUCAGCAAAUUGAGGAGGCAGAAGCAGCAACUCUUGAAGCGAUAUCUGGGUCAAAGCUGGAAAGUCCACCUCCUGGAAAUUCGUGGCUUGGUUCUCUAAUUGCUACAAUUAUUGGAAAUCUGAAGAUAACUAUCAGCAAUGUACAUAUCAGAUAUGAGGAUUGCUUCAGUAAUCCUGGUCAUCCAUUUUCUUUCGGUGUUACCCUGGCUAAGCUUGCUGCUGUUACUAUGGAUGAGCAAGGAAAUGAGACCUUUGAUACCAGUGGUGCUCUGGAUAAGUUGCGUAAGUCUUUGCAAUUGGAGAGGCUUGCUAUGUAUCAUGAUUCAGAUAACUUGCCCUGGAAGAUAGAUAAGAAAUGGGAAGAUCUUAGUCCCAAAGAAUGGAUUGAGGUAUUUGAAGAUGGUAUAAACGAACCUGCUGCUGACAAUGAAGUGGUGUCUAUGUGGGCUAUGAAUCGCAAUUACUUGGUGUCACCAAUCAAUGGAGUACUUAAGUAUCAUCGACUUGGAAAUCAAGAAAGAAAAAACCCAGAUAUUCCUUUUGAGAAGGCUUCUCUUGUCUUAAGUGAUGUCGCCUUAACUAUCACGGAGGCACAAUAUCAUGAUUGGAUAAAACUUUUAGAAGUCUUUUCAAGAUAUAGGGCAUAUGUUGAAAUUUCCCAUUUAAGACCUGUGGUGCCAGUUUCGAAGGAGUCUUAUGUUUUGUGGUGGCGGUAUGCUGCUAUGGCGGCAUUGCAUCAAAGGAAAAUGUGCUAUCGGUUCUCGUGGGAUCAAAUUCGGCAUAUGUGCCAGCUUCGUCGACGUUACAUUCACUUGUAUGCCAGUAUGCUACAGCAGUCAUCACGUGUUGUCAACAUAGAAAUUAGGGAGGUUGAGAAAGCUCUCGAUUCAAAAGUAAUUCUUCUAUGGAGGUUACUUGCACAUGCGAAGCUUGAAUCUGUAAAGUCUAAGGAAGCAGCCGAACAGAGAAGGCUUCAUAAGAAAAGUUGGUUUACAUUGGGAUGGAGAACACAAUCUGAAGAUGCAUCUGACGGGGAUGCUUUUGAUGGAUCACAGUUAACGGAGGAAAGGUUGAGUAAAGAAGAAUGGCGAGCAAUCAAUAAAUUACUCACUUACCAGCCAAAUGAGGACUUGAUGUCACAUUCAGGGAAGGACAUGCAGAACAUGAUCCGGUUUUUCGUAACUGUAUCUAUUAAUCGAGCUGCUGCGAGGAUCAUCAAUAUAAACCAGACGGAGAUUGUUUGUGGUCGAUUUGAACAGCUCCAUGUUUCAACAAAAUUUAAACAUCGGAACACCCAUUGCGAUGUAACUUUAAGAUUCUAUGGUGUCUCUGCCCCUGAAGGUUCACUUGCUCAGAGUGUUUGCAGCGAGCAAAAGGUGAAUGCAUUGACUGCUAAUUUUGUACACUCACCGGUGGGAGAGAAUGUUGAUUGGAGGUUGUCAGCUACAAUUUCCCCCUGCCAUGUGACGGUUUUGAAGGAAAGUUUUGAUCGCUUUCUUGAGUUUGUGAAGAGGAGUAAUGCAGUUAGUCCAACUGUUACAUUGGAAACUGCUACUAAAUUGCAGACGAAAAUCGAAAAAGUGACUCGUCGAGCACAUGAACAGUUUCAAACAGUGCUUGAGGAGCAAAGCAGAUUUGCUCUGGACAUUGAUCUUGAUGCUCCAAAAGUUAGGAUUCCUCUAAGGGCACGUAGCUCUUUCAAAUGUGACAGCCAUUUUCUUUUGGAUUUUGGUCAUUUUACUUUGCAUACCAUGGAGAGUCAGUCUGAUGAACAGAGGCAGGAUAUCUAUUCUCAUUUCUACAUAUCAGGAAGGGAUAUUGCUGCCUUUUUCAGAGAUUGUGGUUCUGAUUGCCAGGACUGCAGUUUGAUGAAAGAAAAUUCUAGUGUUCAAUCAAUGGUGAUGUCUCCUAGGUUGGAGAAGGUUGACAAUUUCUAUUCUCUUAUUGAUAGGUGUGGAAUGGCAGUAAUUGUGGAUCAAAUUAAGAUUCCUCACCCUAGUUUCCCAUCAACACGUGUGUCUGUGCAAGUCCCAAAUCUUGGCAUUCACUUUUCACCUGCAAGAUACUGCAGACUUAUGGAACUGUUGAACAUAUUGUCCUUUGCUAUGGAUCCCUGUGUUCAGCCUGGUGUUGUCGAUUUCCAAGUUGGAGUGGCUCCCCGGAGUGUUUCAGAUCUCGCUACUGAUGCUAAAAUCCUAGUUUGGCGGGGUAUUGGAAACUCUGUUGCUUCAUGGCAGCCCUGUUUUAUUGUGCUGUCUGGAUAUUAUGUUUAUGUUUUGGAUUCUGAAAAAUCCCAGAAUCAUCUGCGGUACUUGAGCAUGGCUGGAAGACAGGUGCAUGAGGUUCCAUCAACAAAUAUUGGUGGGUCUCCAUUUUGUAUUGCUGUGAGCCCAAGAGGGAUGGACACUCAGAAAGCUUUGGAGUCUUCAGGUACCUGGGUUAUUGAAUUCCAAGGGGAGGAAGAGAAGGUGACUUGGUUGAGAGGACUUAUACAAGCCACAUACCAAGCUUCUGAUCCUCCAUUGGUUGAUAUACUUGGAGAAACAACUGAUGGCAUAAGUGAAUCUGAUGAUCCUCAAACAAGAAAUUCAAAAGCUGCUGAUCUAGUUAUUAAUGGGGCAGUUGUGGAGACAAAGCUAUGCAUAUAUGGGGAGACAGGCGAGGGUGUUGCUGAGAAACUAGAAGAGCAACUGAUUAUUGAGCUUCUUGCUAGUGGCGGAAAGGUUAAAAUGAUUAGUUCAGCAAGUGAGCUUGUGCUUAAGACAAAGUUGCAUUCACUGAAAAUUAAGGAUGAGCUUCAAGGUCGUCUGUUUGGCAAUCCACAUUAUUUAGCCUGCUCUGUGCUGAAAUAUGACAGUUCACUUGAAUCUAAUCAAACUUGUGAUCUGAAUGGAGAUGAGAUGUCCGGGGUGCACCAAGAUGAUGAUGAUACUUUUAAAGAUGCUCUGUCCGAAUUUGUAUCUUCAACUAACUCUGAUUCUCUUUCACAUCAUAUGGAUAUGGUGGAUGCCUACAGAUUCGAGUCUGAUGAAGUUCUAAUUGAUGAACAAGAUCUGGCACAAGGAAAGGGACUUUCUGGAGAGAUAUUUUAUGAUGCUCAAGGUGGUGACGAUUUGGAUUUUGUAUCUGUUACCUUCUCAAAGAAGGGUUCUGGAUCACCCGUUUAUGAUGGUAUAGACUCAAAGAUGAGUAUUCGCAUGUCCAAGCUGGAAUUUUUUUGUAACAGACCCACACUUGUUGCUUUGAUUGGUUUUGGCUUCGACCUAGGUUCUGUCGGUAAUAAAACAAGUGUUACUGAUGCAAAUGGAACUUCAAAGGAUAAGAUGGACAAAGGAAAGGCUGAAGAAAGUGGUUGUGUUGAAGGGUUGCUGGGAUACGAUAAAGCUCGUGUCGUAUUUUAUUUGAACAUGGAUAUUGAUAGUGUCACUGUGUUUCUUAACAAGGAGGAUGGAUCUCAACUGGCAAUAUUUGUGCAAGAAAGUUUCCUGUUAGAUCUUAAGGUCCGUCCAGCAUCCCUCUCAAUUGAAGGCACAUUGGGAAAUAUGAGACUCCGGGAUAUGACACUUGGAACAGAUAAUUGGUUAGGUUGGCUAUGUGAUAUACGGAAUCCAGGAGUUGAAUCCCUUAUAAAGUUUAAAUUUAAUUCUUUCAGUGCUGGAGAUGAUGAUUAUGAAGGGUACAAUUACCGCUUGUGUGGGCGACUUUCUGCUGUUCGAAUUGUUUUUCUUUAUAGGUUUGUUCAAGAGAUAACAGUUUACUUCAUGGAGCUUGCUACCCCACAUACAGAAGAAGUAAUAAAACUUGUUGAUAAAGUUGGCGAUUUUGAGUGGUUAAUUCAGAAAUCUGAAAUCGAUGGGGCUGCUGCUUUGAAGCUGGAUCUUACAUUUGACACUCCAAUAAUUAUAGUUCCUAGGAAUUCAACGAGCAAUGAGUUCGUUCAACUUGAUGUGGGUCUUCUAAAGGUCAGAAAUAAAAUAAGUUGGCAUGGAUUUCCUGAAAAAGAUCCUUCAGCUGUUCGUCUUGAUAUUCUUCAUGCUGAGUUUCUUGGAGUAAACAUGUUUGUGGGAAUUGAUGGUUGUAUUGGUAAACCAUUAAUUCGUGAAAGCAGAGGACUUGAUGUUUAUGUUCGACGAAGUUUGAGGGAUGUUUUUAAAAAAGUCCCAACAUUUUCUUUGGAAGUUAAGAUUGGUUUUUUGCAUGGUGUAAUGUCUAAUAAAGAAUAUGAUGUUAUUCGGGAUUGCAUAACUAUGAAUUUGAAUGAAGCCCCUAGCCUCCCUCCAAGUUUCCGUGGUAGCAAAUCUGGUUCUAAAGAUACAAUGAGGCUAUUGGUUGAUAAGGUCAACUUGAAUAGUCAGAUGCUUCUAUCUCGUAGUGUAACCAUUCUAGCAGUUGAAGUCAAUUAUGCACUUUUGGAGUUGUGUAACGGCAUACAUGAGGAAUCACCUUUAGCUCGAAUAGCUCUAGAAGGUCUCUGGGUAUCAUACCGGAUGACUUCAUUGUCAGAAACAGAUCUCUAUGUGACUAUUCCAACUUUUUCGGUUCUUGAUAUCCGUGCCAAUACGAAGCCUGAAAUGCGGCUCAUGCUUGGAUCAUCUGCUGACGUGCCCAAACAAGCUUCCACUGGAAACUUUCCUUGCUUCUUAAACAAGAGCAGCUCUAGCAGAGCGAACUCUGAAGCUGGUAUUGACUUGGAUGUACCAAUUUCUACAAUGUUCUUGACAGAUUGUAGAUGGCGAUUGUCAUCCCAAACAUAUGUGCUUCGAUUUCAGCAACCUCGAGUGCUUGUUGUACCGGACUUUCUUCUUGCUUUAGGUGAGUUUUUUGUGCCAUCUUUGGGGGCAAUAACUGGAAGGGAAGAAACAAUGAACCCCAAGAAUGAUCCAAUUAGUAAAAACAAUAGCAUCAUACUUUCUAGUAGUAUUUAUAAACAGAAUGAAGAUGUUGUGCACUUGUCACGGAGUAGACAGUUGGUUGCUGAUACCCAUGGCAUUGAUGAGUAUACAUAUGAUGGUUGUGGAAAGACUAUUGUCUUAAGUGACGAGAAUGAAGCAAAGAAGUCACACCCUGCACAAUUUUGUCCUAUUGUGAUCAUUGGGUGUGGUAAGAGGUUGCGAUUUGUCAAUGUAAAAAUUGAGAAUGGUUCUCUUUUGAGAAAGUAUACAUUCCUGAGCAAUGAUAGCAGCUACUCAGUGUCACCAGAAGAUGAUGUUGACAUAUCGUUGAUGGAUAAUUUAAGUUCCAAUGAUGAUGAGAAGCUUGAAGAGAAUAUGGAGUUAACAAACACUCCAAAGACUUCAUGUUUACAAGAUGGCCCAAAUGUUGCACCGAGUUUCACUUUUGAAGCACAGGUUGUUUCUCUGGAGUUCACAUUCUUUGAUGGUACUAAGUCCUAUCUAGAUGAUUCAUCUUAUGGUGAAAAACUUUUGCGCGCAAAAAUGGAUUUAAAUUUCAUGUAUGCAUAUAAGGAAAAUGAUACCUGGAUUCGUGCCGUGGUGAAGGAUCUGACAGUUGAGACUGGUUCUGGUCUUAUCAUUCUGGAUCCACUGGAUAUUUCAGGGGGAUAUACUUCCGUUAAAGAGAAAACCAACAUUUCUCUGAUUUCAACUGAUAUUUGUAUUCAUCUUUCAUUAGGUGCAAUUUCUCUUCUACUUAACCUUCAGUAUCAAGCUGCUGCAGCAUUACAAUUUGGAAAUGCAAUUCCCCUGGCUCCCUGCAUCAAUUUCGACAGGAUUUGGGUGUCACCUAAAGAGAAUGGGUCUCACAAUAAUCUCACCAUUUGGAGGCCACAAGCUCCAUCAAACUAUGUUAUACUGGGAGAUUGUGUUACAUCUAGCCCAAUUCCUCCUUCACAGGCAGUAUUAGCAGUAAGUAAUACAUAUGGGCGUGUGCGGAAGCCAGUGGGUUUUAAACAUAUUGGCUUCCUCUCUCAUGUCCUAGGAUUGGAAGGGGUUGAUGGCCAUUCUGGUGUUGACAGUGAUUGCUCCCUUUGGAUGCCAAUUUCACCUCCAGGGUAUAUUUCAAUGGGCUGUGUAGCAAAUGUAGGAAAUCAUCCACCGCCAAACCAUGUCGUUUAUUGUCUGCGCUCUGACCUUGUAACAUCUACAACUUAUUCAGAAUGUUUGCUGAAUGAACUACCAAAUCAGCAUUUUACUUCUGGAUUUAGUAUUUGGCGUUUGGACAAUGUUCUUGGAUCAUUUUAUGCUCAUUCUUCGAUUGGAUACCCUUCCAAAGGAAAUAGUUCUGACCUGAGUCAUCUUCUACUCUGGAGUUCAGUUUGGUCCUAUGCAUCUCUUCAGGAAUAUAUUCCUGAUACUGUGGAUAAUAAUCAUUCUAGUCAACAAACAAGCAACCAGGGAGAUAGUUCAUCUGGGUGGGACAUUCUCAGGUCAAUUUCAAAAGCUUCUAGUUGUUACAUGUCAACCCCUCACUUUGAGAGAAUAUGGUGGGACAAGGGUGGUGGCCUCCGCAGACCAGUGUCAAUUUGGCGGCCUAUUCCAUGUCCUGGUUAUGCAAUACUAGGUGAUUGCAUAACAGAAGGAUUAGAGCCACCUGCUUUGGGCAUAAUUUUAAAGUCUGAGGAUCCCGAAAUCUCUGCGAAGCCUGUGCAAUUUACUAAAGUUGCCCAUAUUACGGGGAAAGGCUUUGAUGAAGUUUUCUUCUGGUACCCAAUAGCUCCCCCUGGUUAUGCUUCUUUAGGGUGUAUAGUUUCUAGAACUGAUGAAGCCCCAUGCAUGGAUUUCUUUUGCUGCCCAAGGAUGGAUCUUGUUAGCCCAACCAACAUCAUUGAAGUGCCCAUUUCCAGAAAUUUGAGCUCAAAAGCAAGCCACUGCUGGAGCAUUUGGAAAGUUGAAAAUCAGGCUUCUACUUUUCUUGCACGUUCUGAUAUAAAAAUGCCAUCAAUGCGGUUGGCUUACACUAUUAGUGAUUCUGUGAAGCAUAAGACACGUGAAAAUGUAACUGCUGAGAUUAAACUAAGAUUCUUCUCUCUAACAGUUUUAGACAGCUUACAUGGAAUGAUGACACCGCUAUUUGAUGUGACUAUCGCCAAUAUCAAGUUGGUGACCCAUGGUCGUUUGGAGGCUAUGAAUGCAGUAUUCAUUUCAUCUAUUGCUGCUUCAACCUUUAAUAAACACUUGGAAGCAUGGGAGCCCUUGGUGGAGCCAUUUGAUGGCAUAUUCAAGUUUGAAACGUAUGAUAUCAAUGUGAAUUCAUCAUCAAUAAUUGGGAAGAGGAUGCACAUUGCUGCUACCAACAUUGUGAACAUAAAUGUCAGUGCAAUGAAUCUUGAUACUUUAAUAGAGACCAUUCUUUCAUGGAGACGACAGUUAGAGCUUGACCAGAAAGCGACAAAGCUGAUUGAGGAGUCUGGUGCUCAUUCUGGAAAUCAAGAUCUGGCCUUUUCUGCCCUGGAUGAAGAAGAUUUACAAACUGUGGUGGUAGAGAACCAACUUGGGAGUGAUCUGUACAUUAAAAGGAUUGAACAGAAUUCAGAGGUGGUUGACCAACUUCAUCAUGGUGGCUUUGCUUCAGUCUGGGUUCCACCUGCAAGGUUUUCAGACAGGCUAAAUGUUGCAGAGGAAUCUAGGCAAGCACGCUAUUAUGUUGCUGCACAGAUUCUUUUUGCCAAGGAUUUACCUAUAGUGGAUGAUGGUAAUAGCCAUAACUUCUUUUGUGCUUUGCGCCUUGUCAUUGACAGUCAAGCAACAGAUCAGCAAAAACUUUUACCGCAGAGUGCAAGGACAAAAUGUGUGAAGCCCUUAGUUUCAGACAAGGUGUACCCAAAGAAAGGCAUUGCAAAGUGGAAUGAACUUUUCAUUUUUGAAGUUCCUCGUAAGGGGGUUGCUAAAUUGGAGGUGGAGGUAACAAACCUUUCUGCAAAAGCUGGUAAAGGUGAAGUUGUUGGUGCACUUUCUUUUCCUAUUGGUCAUCGUGCCAAUAUUUUAAAAAAGCUAUCUUCAUCAAGGAUGCUGCCUCCACGGAAUGAUACUCAGAAUAUUGAAUCAUAUUCAUUGAGGAGAAAGGUUCAAUCCAAUAAUGUUGAAGAUACGUAUGGUCAUGUUAAAAUCUUUGUUUCCACAUCUUAUUUUGAGAGGAAUACAACUGCAAUUUUUCAAAAAGAUGCUGAAAGCAGGGAUGCUUCUGAUAAGGACAUAGGUUUCUGGGUUAGGCUUGGAUCAGAGGGUUCAUGGGAGAGUGUUCGUUCACUGCUUCCGUUGUCAGUAGUCCCCAAAUCAUUCCAAAGUGAAUUCAUUGCAAUGGAGGUUGUUAUGAGAAACGGAAAGAAGCAUGCCAUUUUCAGGGGUCUUGCAACUGUUGUAAAUGAUUCUGAUGUUAAUUUGGAUAUUUCAGUAUGUCACGUGUCAAUGAUUCAGGAUUCAGGAUCAAGCACUCCUAACAUAGUGGUAGAAGAGAUCUUUGAAAAUCAGCUGUAUCAUCCGAUAUCUGGUUGGGGCAAUAAGUGGCCUGGUUUUCAAGGUAGUGAUCCAGCAUGCUGGAGCACCAGAGACUUCUCGUGUUCAUCAAAGGAAUUUUUUGAACCUUCCCUGCCUAACGGGUGGGAAUGGAUAUCAACAUGGACUAUCGAUAAAUCCCAAUUUGUUGAUGAAGAUGGCUGGGCUUAUGCUGCUGACUAUCCAAAUCAAUGGCCCCCAACUUCUUCGAAGUCGCAUAUUAAAUCUGGUCAUGAUGUUGUGCGUCGAAGGCGUUGGAUCCGAACAAGACAACUAAUUGCUGAGAAAGAAAAAUGUUGCGUAAAGAAGGACUUCACUACCAUAAACCCUGGAUAUUCUACUGUUUUAUCAUGGGGAAGUACUUCUAAAGCAUCUGAUCAGUGUUUACGCAUUCGUCCUAGUGUUGAUUAUCCUCACCCCCCAUAUGCUUGGGGUCAUACCGUUGUUGUUGCUGUCGCUUCUAAUUUUGCAAGUGGGAAGGACCAGCCUUUUGUAGAUCAAUGUUAUAUUAAAAGUACUUCACCACAAGGAAGCAAAAAGCCCAAUUUUGCUCUUCUGUUAAGUCAACUUGAAAAAAAGGAUAUACUUCUUUGUUGUAGUGCUACUGUUGAAAGCAGACAAAUUUGGCUUAGUGUAGGUGCAGAUGCAUCAGCCCUUCAUACUGAGUUUAAUCAUCCUGUCUACGAUUGGAGAAUCUCUGUUAAUUCUCCGUUGAAGUUGGAAAAUCGACUGUCUUGUCCAGCUGAAUUCACAAUAUGGGAAAAAACAAAAGACCGAAAUUAUAUUGAGCGAGAGCAUGGAAUCAUAUCUUCACGUAUGAGUGCUCAUAUAUAUUCAGUGGACAUCCAAAGACCUAUAUAUCUUUCAUUUCUUGUGCAGAGUGAUUGGGUUUUGGAAAAGGACCCGGUUCUUAUUCUGGAUCUUUCUUCCGGUGCUCACAUUUCAUCUUUCUGGAUGUUCCACCAGCAAAGUAAAAGGAGAUUGCGUGUGAGUGUUGAACGUGAUAUGGGAGGAACAGGUGCUGCACCAAAGACGAUAAGGUUUUUUGUUCCAUAUUGGAUCAUUAAUGAUUCAGCUCUGCCUCUAGCUUAUCAAGUGGUAGAAAUUGAAGGUUCAGAUAAUGCAGAUAUGGAUUCACGUUCAUCUAAAGCAGUUAAAUCUACAAGAACAGUUUUGAGGACCCCUUCGUACUUGGCUGAAAGGAGACAUUCAGGUCCAAGGAGAAACAUUCAAGUACUUGAAGCUAUUGAGGACACCAGUCCAAUAGCUAGUAUGCUUUCCCCACAAGACUCUGCCGGUCGUAGUGGUGUUACACUGUUUACAUCACAAAAGGAUACAUAUGUGUCCCCACGUAUUGGCAUUGCUGUGGCUCUCCGAGAUUCUGAAAUCUACAGUCCUGGGAUUUCUCUUCUUGAGCUUGAAAAGAAGGAACGUUUUGAUGUAAAGGCAUUCAGUUCAGAUGGGUACUACUAUAAGCUUUCAGCUCUAGUUAAUAUGACCACAGACAGAACAAAGGUCAUUCAUCUUCAGCCAUACAUGUUGUUUGUUAAUAGGGUUGGUUUAAGUUUUUGUCUUCAGCAGUGUUAUUCUGAGACAGUGGAAUGGAUCCAUCCCACUGAUCCCCCAAAGCUCUUUGGUUGGCAGAGUUCUUCAAAAGCUGAGUUGUUGAAGUUGCAGGUAGAUGGAUACGGGUGGAGUAAACCUUUUAGUGUUUCUACUGAAGGUCUGAUGCGCAUUUCUUUGAAAAAUGACACUGGAAGUGAUCACUUAUUUUUAAAGAUUGAAGUUAGGAGUGGCACAAAAAGCUCACGCUAUGAAGUUAUCUUCCGUCCAAAUUCCUCAUCAAGUCCUUACAGGAUUGAAAAUCGUUCCAUUUUCUUACCAAUUCUCUUCCAGCAAGUGGAUGGUACCAGUGGUUCAUGGCACCUCCUUCUUCCCAAUACAGCUGUUUCUUUCUUAUGGGAAGAUCUUGGUCGACGGCAUUUGUUGGAAAUCCUUGCAGAUGGAGCUGACCCAUCAAGGUCAGGCAAGUACAAUAUAGAUGAGAUUUUCGAUCAUCUGCCGAUUGAUGUGGCAGGACCUGCCCAAGCUUUACGGAUUACCAUCCUGAAAGAAGAAAAAGUAAAUGUUGUUAAGAUCAGUGACUGGAUGCCUGAAAAUGAGCCUCCUGUAAUCAUUAGCCAAACGAUUCCAUCCACGUUAUCAGAGCUCUCCAGAAGUGAGUCUCAUCAACAGCAACCACAGUCCACCUCAGAAUGUGAGUUUCAUUUUAUUGUCGAGUUUGCUGAGCUUGGAGUGUCUAUUAUUGACCAUACACCAGAGGAGAUAUUAUACUUGUCAUUGCAAAAUGUUCAUUUGGCAUAUUCAAGUGGCUUGGGCUCUGGGCUUAGCAGGUUCAAAUUAAGAAUGAGAGGAAUUCAAAUGGAUAACCAGUUGCCAUUAACCCCAACACCAGUUUUAUUCAGGCCACAGAAAAUUGGGCAGGAAACUGAUUAUAUUUUGAAAAUUUCUGUGACUCUACAGACAAAGGGAUCACUGGAUCUAUCUGUCUAUCCAUAUAUAGGUUUCCAUGGGCCCGAUAAUUCUGCAUUUCUAAUAAACAUUCAUGAACCUAUUAUAUGGCGCAUUCAUGAGAUGAUGCAGCAGGUCAAUCUCAGUAGGUUAUCUGAUAGUAACACAACAGCUGUGUCAUUUGAUCCUAUCAUUCAUAUUGGGAUUCUCAACAUCUCAGAAGUUCGACUGAAAGUAUCAAUGGCUAUGUCGCCUAGCCAACGCCCUAGGGGAGUCCUUGGAUUUUGGUCAUCCUUAAUGACUGCAUUAGGGAACACAGAGAAUAUGACUGUCAAGCUAAAUCAAAGAUUUCAUGAGAAUUUGUGCAUGAGGCAGAGUAUGAUGAUUAAUAAUGCUAUUUCAAACAUCAAAAAUGAUCUUCUUGGUCAACCACUUCGGUUGCUCUCUGGUCUUGAUAUAUUGAGCAACGCAAGUAGUGCUCUUGGACAUAUGAGUAAAGGAGUGGCUGCUUUAUCAAUGGAUAAGAAAUUCAUUCAAAGCCGACAGAGACAGGGGAGCAAGAGUGUAGAGGACUUAGGUGAUGUUAUUAGAGAAGGGGGUGGAGCACUAGCAAAAGGCUUGUUCAGAGGAGUUACAGGCAUAUUAACAAAGCCUCUUGAAGGCGCAAAAAGCUCUGGUGUCGAGGGCUUUGUUCAGGGUGUUGGAAAAGGCAUAAUAGGAGCAGCCGCACAGCCUGUGAGUGGGGUUCUGGAUCUUUUGUCAAAAACUACUGAAGGAGCAAAUGCUAUGAGAUUGAAGAUAGCAUCAGCUAUAGCUUCAGAUGAACAGAUCCUCCGGAGGAGGCUGCCUCGUGCAGUUACUGGUGAUAGUUUGCUUCGGCCGUAUGAUGAGUACAAAGCACGAGGACAGGUCAUAUUGCAAUUGGCGCAGUCAGGUUCUUUCUUUGUUGAUAUAUUCAAAGUACGUGGAAAGUUUGCACUAUCAGAUGCAUAUGAAGAUCAUUUCAUGCUACCAAAGGGAAAAAUUAUCAUGGUUACCCAUCGGAGAAUAAUAUUAUUGCAACAAACUUCUCUUAUAACUCAGAGGAAAUUCAAUCCUAUGAGGGAUCCAUGUUCAGUAUUGUGGGAUGUUCCGUGGGAUGAUCUGAAAACAAUGGAGUUGACUCGGGGAAAGAAAGACCUACAUAAAGCUCCACCUUCGCGGCUAGUACUCCAUCUAACGGCUAAACCAACAGAAACAAAAGAGCAAGUUCGUGUCAUAAAAUGCAACCGAGGUACUCAUCAGACCCUUGAAGUUUACUCUUCAGUUGAACGAGCAAUGAUCACAUAUGGAAGAAACCUUUCAAAGGAGCUACUGAAGAAGGCUACUAAACCAUAUUCUCCAGUUACUGAUGGCACUGCCACUGAAAUGAUCCCUAAAGAAGUGGCUAGCAGCUGGUGUCCUCAAUAGGUGGUGCGUAUGCGAUCAACUUUUGGCAACAGCAACAACUAACUUGGGAAUCAAUGCCAACAGACUUUUUGCCGAUAAAAAAGGUUUAAGCUAAGGGACGAAGUUGAAGCAUCCAUUUUCGAGCAUUGAAUGAGCUUUCAGACGAAUGCGCCUUCAUCUUCCACCAAGGAUUCACUUAUUUUGCAGUUUUGAAGGAAUUAAUGAAAUGGUUAGUUUGCAGUGCCCCAUAGAAACAUGGAUAUGCAUCUUCCUUCCACCAAGUUAUCUUCUAUGCCAAUCCAAAGUUUAAACAACACUAACAAAUGGCUCGGCGGGAACACUAGAUGUUUGAAUAUAAAUAGAUAUUUCUUCAUAGAAAUCUUAAUGUUAGUGAAUCUCUCAUAUAAUCAAUCUCAUGAACCACUUGAAAUGUAUAGGUUUUUUCUUUUCUUUCUUUUUUUUUUUUAUUACAAUUUUUGUACAUCUCUAUGGUAUCACCUGUCAAUGCACCAUUUACAAUUGUGGCUCA